This is a messenger RNA of Miscanthus lutarioriparius, 1089 nucleotides long. The record is from the annotation of a GenBank genome assembly. Lineage: Eukaryota; Viridiplantae; Streptophyta; Magnoliopsida; Poales; Poaceae.
AUGGCCACUACAGUCAUGGCCGCGGCCGUCUCCUUCCCGUCCUCCUCGGCCGCCUCUACGGUCGUCAAAGCGUCGCCAACGUCGCCCUGUACCGCCCCACACUUCCUCUCCUACCGCCCGAGGGCCGCGCGGGCCGCCAUCCGGGCGCAGGCGUCCGCCACUGACACCGCCGUCGAGGCGCCCGCCAAGUCCAAGAAGGAAUCCAAGAAGCAGGAGGAAGGCGUCGUCACCAACUUGUACAAGCCCAAGGAGCCGUACAUAGGCAAGUGCCUCCUCAACACCAAGAUCACCGGCGACGACGCGCCGGGUGAGACGUGGCACAUGGUCUUCAGCACCGAAGGCAAGAUCCCGUACAGAGAGGGCCAGUCCAUCGGCAUCAUCGCUGACGGCGUCGACAAGAGUGGCAAGCCGCACAAGCUCAGGCUCUACUCCAUCGCCAGCAGCGCUCUCGGCGACUUUGGUGACUCCAAGACAGUCUCACUGUGUGUCAAGAGGCUCGUUUACACCAACGAGGCUGGAGAGAUCGUCAAAGGAGUCUGCUCCAACUUCUUAUGUGACCUGAAGCCAGGUGCUGACGUCCAGAUAACAGGACCAGUUGGCAAAGAAAUGCUCAUGCCUAAAGACCCCAACGCUACUAUUAUAAUGCUUGCCACCGGUACAGGUAUUGCUCCGUUCCGCUCGUUCCUGUGGAAGAUGUUCUUUGAGAAGCAUGACAACUACAAGUUCAACGGUCUGGGAUGGCUCUUCCUGGGUGUUCCAACGAGCAGUUCAUUGCUCUACAAGGAGGAGUUUGAGAAGAUGAAGGAGAAAGCGCCAGAGAACUUCCGGGUUGACUACGCCGUCAGCAGGGAGCAGACAAAUGCGGCGGGGGAGAGGAUGUACAUCCAGACCCGGAUGGCGGAGUACAAGGAGGAGCUGUGGGAGCUUCUGAAGAAGGACAACACCUACGUCUACAUGUGUGGGUUGAAAGGCAUGGAGAAGGGUAUUGAUGACAUUAUGGUGUCACUGGCUGAAAAAGACGGAAUUGACUGGUUUGACUACAAGAAGCAGCUGAAGAAGGGAGAGCAAUGGAAUGUGGAGGUCUACUGA